AUGCCUGCGCCCAAGAGAGAUCGAAAUAUCCCCCCUGGAAUCGAGGACGAAAGCAGACGAACUAUCACCAACAAAAACACGGGCGAAACAGUCACAUGGGACAAAUACGGUUAUGAAACGAAAGGAGAAAAGGCCAUUGCCACUGCUGUCUGCCAACCUGGCGGCGGCCCCCCUCUUCACUACCACACAUCAUAUGCGGAGCGAUUUCAGCCAGUGGAAGGAGUGCUAGGUGUCAUGUUGGGAGACAAAGAAGUCCAUCUCCAACCGGGCGAGGCAGCCGAUAUCCCCAUCGGAAUGCACCAUCGAUUCUUCAACGACACCGACAAGGACGUCACCAUGAAAGCCUGGGUUCUUCCAGCGCAUGCCGGAUUUGAGAGAAGUUUGUACAUCCUUUUCGGACUCAAUAACGAUGGUCUGGCGGAUCCCAAAACUGGAAUGCCUCAUAACAUGUUACAUACAGCCAUCGUGGCGGACCUUGGCGAUAUGAGAUUUCCUGGGUUUCAAGGUGGAUUGAUCAAUUACUUCACCAAGAUUUUGGCCUUGGUUGCAAGAUGGCGUGGGGUGGAAGAGGAGUUGCUGCAAAAGUAUUGGGAUUAA
This is a messenger RNA of Rhinocladiella mackenziei CBS 650.93, 597 nucleotides long. RefSeq lists its product as uncharacterized. The record is from RefSeq and is a predicted model, not a curated record. The transcript has a single exon. NCBI's taxonomy places the organism in Eukaryota, Fungi, Ascomycota, Eurotiomycetes, Chaetothyriales, Herpotrichiellaceae. Bases 1 to 597 code for a protein of 198 amino acids.